AAAACAUCGAUGUCGCAAUGUACAUCCAAACAUCGAUGACAUCGAUGUGAACAUCGAUAUAUACAUAUACAGAAAGCAGUGAAAAAACCAAAUAUUUGAGAUUUAAAUAUAGAAUUCAAUUAAAAAGUUUAUGCAUUGAAAUUGUGCCCAAGUGACACCAGCUGACGUGGAUGCCAGCAUCUGUAUCGACAAUCCCAAUCUCAGCGUGUCGAGGUAAAAGCAAACAGCUCAGUGAAAGGGGAAGCCACGGCAGACACAAGGCCCACACGGACACAAAAUGGCCACCAGCGAGAUAUCCAGCUCCAACGAGCGACACUACUAUGCCAAGCUAGAGGCCAUCAAGGACAUACGGGACAAGACGCUGGCCCUCGAGAAACUUAAGGUGCGCAUCAUCAAGGAGGUAAAGCUGAGCGACGACGAGGAGAAGUGUUUGGAAGAGUACCGCAAGGAAAUGGAGCACCUGCUCGAGGAGAAAAUGUCCCACGUAGAGGAACUGCGCCAGAUCCACGCGGACAUCAACGAUAUGGAGAACAUCAUCAAGCAGACAAAGGAGAACCAGACGCGCUCCUUCGACAUGGCCAAUCGAGUAUACGAGGAGUACUUGGCACUCAAGUACCAAAUCGAUCACAUGCGACGGGACUACCUCGGCCUAAGUCCGCUGCGCGACCUGCACGAGGAGGAGGGUAGUCCCAUAUCGAAGGAUCGUUUUCAGACAAACUUCCUCAAGGUGGCCGCCCAGUCAGCGGCUGCCGCUGCAGCCGCAGCAGCAGCCUCGGUCACGCAGCCAACGUCCCUGGCUCGCCCACACGCUCGUCAUCCCUUGAUGCCCGAGGCCACGGUUACCGCCUUGCCCCCCAGUUCAUCGUCUGGUGGCGGCGGCAGCAGCUCAGUCAGCGCCGGCGGCGGUGGUGGUGGACCAGGACACGCUUUUAUGCCACCGGCCCCGCCUGGAGCAGGCAGCGCUGGGGCUGCCGCAGCUGCCGCCGCGGCCGCUGUGCGUCUAGGCAAAGGUGAUUUCUCGGCCCCGCCGCCUCCACCUCCGCCAACAAAUCGUCUUCAGCAAACACCGUCGAUUGGAAUCGGCCACCAUCCGUCGUUCCGUUCGGACUUCAACGUGAAUCUCCGCCAGCAGCCGCCACCGAUGAAGUCGUGCCUGUCGUGCCAUCAGCAAAUCCAUCGAAAUGCCCCCAUCUGCCCGCUCUGCAAGGCCAAGUCGCGCUCACGGAAUCCCAAGAAGCCCAAGAAAAAGAACAACUAGAGGACCGGAGGUGCAGGUCCACAUCCACGUCCACCGGCAGGAACAUCAACUACUCUUAUCAAUCUAUUCGUGAAGAUUUCCCGGCCAGGUCCAGGAAGGAACCUUAGGACUAGAGGUUUUUUUUUAAACUAUUUAUUAACCCAAGCAAAGUAUUACCAAGCAAAUGCAUCAAGCAAAAUAACAAAUUCUCAAAAAAAGAAAACCGUAGUUCCUAAGACCUUUUGAAGAGUGUUUUUGCUCAAAUUUAAUUUUCGAUUUGAAUUGUAAGUUAAAGCUAAUUUAUAGACUUAAAAGCAAAUCACGUGUCAAAUUUCAUUAAAAUACAUUAUACGUGUAAGCAUUUAUUAAUAUGCA
Drosophila pseudoobscura is the source of this 1612-nucleotide messenger RNA. Its product is annotated as zinc finger C4H2 domain-containing protein. The coding region runs from base 278 to 1258 and encodes 326 amino acids. Gene Ontology annotation, biological process: positive regulation of neuron differentiation. Gene Ontology annotation, cellular component: nucleus. The record is from RefSeq and is a predicted model, not a curated record. The transcript has a single exon. NCBI's taxonomy places the organism in Eukaryota, Metazoa, Arthropoda, Insecta, Diptera, Drosophilidae.